Messenger RNA from Fusarium redolens, 1829 nucleotides. RefSeq lists its product as uncharacterized. The coding region runs from base 19 to 1707 and encodes 562 amino acids. Gene Ontology annotation, molecular function: FAD binding; oxidoreductase activity. The record is from RefSeq and is a predicted model, not a curated record. Lineage: Eukaryota; Fungi; Ascomycota; Sordariomycetes; Hypocreales; Nectriaceae. The transcript has 3 exons.
GCUCCAACUACUCUCAAAAUGAAGUCCUUCGUCUCCUUGGCGCUUCUGCCUCUAGCACUUCUCAUCGAUAGCUCCAGCGCCACAAGCGCUAGCUGUCGCUGCCUCCCAAGCGACAAGUGCUGGCCUUCUGAUAGCGUCUGGGCCAAGUUCAACAGCACCGUCAAUGGCGCUCUCAUCAAGACGGUUCCCCUUGGCUCGCCAUGCCACGACCCCAAUUACGACGAGGCGGCUUGCGCUGCCGUCAAGGAUUCGUGGAAGUGGCCCAUGACACACAUCGAGACUUCAUCUUCGGUGAUGCAGAAUUGGUUCGCCAAUCAGAGCUGCGAUGCUUUCACUGCGGAGGAUAAACCCUGCACUCUUGGAAACUACGUUAGCUACGCCGUCAAGGUCUCGGAUGCUCGCCAAGUAGCUGCCGCCGUUCAGUUCGCAAACUACUACAACAUCCGGCUAGUCGUCCGAAACACAGCUCACGACUACUUUGGUCGAUCUACUGGUGCUGGCGGCCUUGCUGUCUGGACUCAUCAUCUCAAGAACACUGAAGUCGUUCAAUGGGCUGACAAGCUUUACAACGGCCCCGCUUUCAAGCUUGGUGCUGGUAUUCAGGGCUUUGAUAGUGUUGAGUAUGCCGACUCUCAGGGACUUACUAGUGUUCCUGGUGAGUGUCCCACUGUAGGCCUUGCUGGCUUUACUCUGGGUGGUGGCCACUCUCCUCUCAGCUCUAGCUACGGCCUUGGUGCUGAUAACACCCUCGAGUUUGAGGUUGUCACUGCUGCUGGUCGUAUUGUCCGUGCCUCUGCCACCGAGAACAGUGACCUUUACUGGGCUCUCAGCGGUGGUGGUGGUGCCAGCUUUGGUAUCGUGACUUCUAUGACUGUUCGAGCUCACAAGACCACUACCAUUGGUGGUGCUACUCUUACGCUCGUUGCUGGCACUGAUAAGGACGUCUUCUACGACGCUGUCACAAAGUUCCACGAGCUUCUGCCCGCCAUGAUUGAUCACGACGCUACAGUCACCUACAUCCUCACCAGCGCUUAUCUCUCCAUCAAGCCUGUCACUAUCGCCAACUCAACCGGCGACUAUGUCCGUGAUGAGGUUCUCGCUCCUUUCACCGACUACCUUUCCAAGGCCGGCCUCAAGCCCACUGUCUCCUACACCACCCUGAGCUUCCGCGACCACUACGAGCUCUACAAUGGCCCUCUGCCCGGUGGCCAUCUCGAGGCUUCUCAGUUCCAGUUUGGCGGCCGUCUCAUUCCCCGAUCCGUUCUUGAGAACGACAACGUCGCUUUCAACAAGGCCCUCCGCAGCCUUGGUACCGCUGGAGUUCUCGUCGCUGGUAGCAGUGGCAAGUUCGAGAGCUACCCUGGCGUCUCCAACGGUGUCCCUCCCUAUUGGCGAAAAGCCGCUAUAUCCCUGCAGAUGGGAACUCUUUGGGACUCUACUCGCUGGGCUGACAUGAUCGCUGAUCAGAAGAAGAUCACCGAGGUCUACAUGCCCCAGCUUAAGGCUGUUACUCCCGGAAGUGGCACUUACAUGAACGAGGCUGACUUCAACGAGCCUGAUUGGAAAAACGUCUUCUACGGUCCUAAUUGGGAUCGUCUGAAUGCUAUCAAGAAGAAGUGGGAUCCUAAGUCUUUGUUCUAUAACUUCAAGGGUGUUGGAAGUGAGGCUUGGACUGUGGCCAAGGAUGGUCGCAUGUGCAGAGCAUAAGGCUUGUAAUGGCUUCUACUAGAACAUAUUUCAAUUGUAUCAUACUAUUUAGCAUUCAUAACUUGCAUAGCAUGGGGCAGUAGCAUUCAACGGGGUAUAUAAUAUUACAAACUCUUGAAGAC